AUAUUACUUGGAGGGUGUUUUUCGCUAAAUUGGAGUUCCUAAACAAACCCAUUUAUUUUGCACAAGAGAUGGCUUCUAGUUCUCAAGGUAUGGUAGCUGCUGCCUUCAAGCUGGCCGACAAGACUGCUGGGAGAGACAAGAUAUGCAGGCUGGUGCAGUAUGGUACCAAGUUCCUCCACUGGGCCCUGGAGAGCAAGGGACUGAGUCCAGAGCUGGUGACCAAGCUCAAGGGCUUGGAGUCAUCCAUCAGCACUGCCAGGAAAUUGUUUCGACUUGGUAAGAGCGUGGACAACUUCCGUGGUGCACUACAAACCAUCCACCUGGGUGAUGCUAUUCUGAGGGUCAUUGUCACUCUGGUCAAGAUCAAUCGCGGAAUAUUCCUACUCUUUGAUCACGUGUUAUGGGCACAGAGGAUGAAACUGGUUGUCAUUGACAGCAACUUCUGGGUUACAUACUCAAAUCGAUUCUGGUUGCUCUCCAUUGUACUCUGUAUAAUUAGAGACUUUUACGAAAUAUUGAAACUUUUAAAAGCCGAAAGGAAAAGAGUGGAGUCUGUAGCAAUCACUUAUUCCAGUGACAAACAAAAGGCCUCCAUUUUGGAAUCUCUGAGAAAUGUUUUCACUAACAACCCGACAGUGACCAUCGAUUUGGUUAAGAACUCGACUGAUUUGUUCAUCCCAGCAGCUCGGCUGGAUCUGGUGGGCGUACCUGGGGGUGUGGUUGGAAUAAUGGGCGUGGUCUCAUCCCUCGCUGGCCUACUGGUCUCCUAUAAUGAGAACUUAAAGCUCAAGUUUAGUUGAUGUAUUAUACAAUUAAAUGUUCAUGUGAAAAUUGAUUGUUGUCAUUUUGUUAUUGUGUGAUUGUGUGAUAUGAAAACAAUAUUGAUUGAACAAAAGA
Messenger RNA from Halichondria panicea, 897 nucleotides. Its product is annotated as peroxisomal membrane protein 11A-like. Gene Ontology annotation, biological process: peroxisome fission. The transcript has 3 exons. The coding region runs from base 69 to 800 and encodes 243 amino acids. Gene Ontology annotation, cellular component: peroxisomal membrane. The record is from RefSeq and is a predicted model, not a curated record. Lineage: Eukaryota; Metazoa; Porifera; Demospongiae; Suberitida; Halichondriidae.